AUGGCCAAGUAUAAGAAUAGCUCCUUUUCAGGUACUGGAUUUGACAGAAUUAGAGCUAUUGUCAGGUUUUUUUUCAAACCAUGGCUCCAUGUUAUAGGUUUGUUUCCACUUUGUUGUGACGAUAGCCUUAAACGCCAUGCACCGCAUGAGAAGGUAAAUUCUGAUACAGAGACCUUUGUUUUGCCGGGUCUCCCCGACGACAACAUCAAAUUUUCGAAGCGUCAGCUCCCAUUCUGGUAUUCAGCCAAAGCUGAUUUGGAACAUCUUCAGGACAACAUGCAAGAGGCCGAGUCAAAGACCUAUGGGGUUUUAGUCAACAGCUUUUACGACUUGGAGCCAGCUUAUGCCAAGUAUUUCAAGAAUGAAGUGGGCAAAAAGCUAUGGCUCGCAGGACCUGUGUGUCUCUUUAACAAAGGAAAUGAACAAAAGACCGAGAGGGGCGAAAAGAAUUCCAUUGAUGGAGGUACAGUUUUGAACUGGCUCAACUCUAAAGAACCCAAGUCAGUACUUUAUGUUAGUUUCGGGAGCCAAGUUCGUAUGGCUCCCGAACAAUUCCUCGAGAUUGCUCACGGUCUCGAGAUUUCUGGCUGCCCGUUCAUUUGGGUGGGCAGAGAUAUGUUAGAAUAUGGGGAUGAUGAAAAAAAUAACGAAGGGAGAGAGGGUCGCGGAGUUAAGAAGCUUCCGGAUGGAUUUGAGGAGAGGAUGAUGAAGUCCGGGAAAGGUUUGAUUGUAAGGAGUUGGGCUCCACAAUUGCUAAUCUUAGAACAUCAAGCCAUUGGAGGGUUUUUGACUCAUUGUGGAUGGAACUCGGCCAUCGAGGGGAUAGGAGCAGGUGUUCCAAUGAUCACAUGGCCAAUCACAGCAGAGCAUUUCUUCAUUGAAAGCCUUGUCACAGAUGUGUUGAAAACUGGGAUUCGAGUGAAGGGAUGGUAUAAGAACCAACUUCUGGAAGACUAUUGGUGCAGCAAUCACUACUUCAAAGUUGAAUUUCCUAUUCUUUAUAGAUUGGUGCUAGAUAAGGAGAAAUCCCUGAGAUCAUUGUAUGACAGAAGUGUUGCUUCAGGGAAUUGGAACUUUCAAUUUAGAAGAAGGCUGUAUGAGUGGGAAGAGAGGGAAGUUAGCAGACUCAAAGUGCUUCUGCCAUUUGUUUCUGGUUUAUGUGAUGAUCUGGAAGACAAACUAGUCUGGUUGGCAGCAGAUUCUGGUCUGUUUUCUGUCUCCUCUGCCUAUAGAAGUGAAGUUGUCUCCCUUGGUCUGCCCCUUAAUACUUGUUCCACUAACAAAACCAUGUAA
Molecule: messenger RNA, 1293 nt
Organism: Camellia sinensis
Lineage: Eukaryota; Viridiplantae; Streptophyta; Magnoliopsida; Ericales; Theaceae
Source: RefSeq, a predicted model, not a curated record